This is a messenger RNA of Aspergillus melleus, 996 nucleotides long. RefSeq names its product putative haloacid dehalogenase-like hydrolase. The transcript has 5 exons. Bases 90 to 860 code for a protein of 256 amino acids. The record is from RefSeq and is a predicted model, not a curated record. Lineage: Eukaryota; Fungi; Ascomycota; Eurotiomycetes; Eurotiales; Aspergillaceae.
AUCCAUCACCUUUCCUCAACCUCAUCCUGUUCAUCGCUUUCACUCUAUCCUAGGCAACACCGCUCCGCACUUAAAAUAAUACGUAUUCUAUGAUCUUUCCCCGGUUGAGAUCCCUUCCUCGACCCCGAUUCAUGUCUUCUGCUCCGGUUGCCGGCGGAGCAAGCUCCCCUCUGCGUCGACGGUUCGCACCGCUUGAUCCGCAACGUCAAUCGGGGUCAUCAGGAGCGCCAAUCCUCAAGGGCAUGGUAUUUGACGUCGAUGGGACACUAUGCCUUCCGCAGAAUUACAUGUUUGCUGAAAUGCGAGCAGCCCUCGGAAUCCCUAAAUCCGUCGACAUCCUGCACCACAUCCAGCGCCUCCCAACAGCCGAGGAGCGCGAGAUCGCGGCUGAAAAGAUCCGGACCGUCGAGCGCCGCGCUAUGCAGCACCAGCAGGCGCAGCCGGGACUUGUCGAGCUGAUGGAUUAUUUGCAGAAGAGGGGGAUUCCGCGGGCUUUGUGUACGCGGAAUUUUGAAACACCCGUCACCCGGCUCCUAGAGAGCUUCCUCCCAGAACACGUCUUCCUGCCAAUUAUCACGCGCGAGACGCCUGGUUUGAUGCCGAAGCCUGAUCCGGCUGGCAUCUUGUACAUAGCCACCGAAUGGGGAAUGGAGAAUCGAGCGGAAAAUUUGAUCAUGGUAGGAGAUAGUAUCGACGACAUGACGGCGGGUCACACCGCUGGUGCAGCAACAGUCUUACUGGCGAAUGAGUUUAACGCCUAUUUGAAGGAUCAUGAACAUACAGAUAUCUGGAUUGAGCGGUUAGACGAUUUGAUUGAGAUUCUAGAGCAGGGAUUCAUUGGACAUAGAGGUGGCAAUUAGUUGUAUAGACGCAAUAGUUCCCAUGUUAGCCCGCAAGAGCGUUUUACCACUUUGAUCUAAGCCUGUUACUGUAGAUGCGAUUAAAUUGAAAAUGUCUAUACUGCCACAGGAAGGGGGGCAAGGGAUUGUUUCACGU